This is a messenger RNA of Hyla sarda, 2226 nucleotides long. It is a transcript of the gene RGS19, whose product is annotated as regulator of G protein signaling 19. The transcript is spliced from 5 exons. The record is from RefSeq and is a predicted model, not a curated record. Bases 470 to 1057 code for a protein of 195 amino acids. NCBI's taxonomy places the organism in Eukaryota, Metazoa, Chordata, Amphibia, Anura, Hylidae.
GUCUAUCCCUCUCAUGCUCUUACCCAUCUGGACUCCAUUGACCUGUGAUUGGUCCGGUGGUAUCUGCGCCAGGAUCCUGUAAGUUGUGAGGGGCAAUCUCUAUGGAUCAGACUUGUUUUUCAAGCACAUGUGGUGAUGGAUCAGACUGAGACCUCGGGAAUUUAGAGGCCAAGUCACCACCUGGAUCUUUUUGUCUUGUUCCUCAUUUUUAACCAUGUUUUUCAGUGUGGUUGGGGCAUUAUCCUGCUGAAAGUUGCCACAGCCAUUAGGGGAUCCCACUGCCAUGAAGGGGGGACUUGUUCUAUGCAAUGGUUUGGUACAUGUCACAGUAACCAACACAUGAUGCCAAGAUCCAAGGUUUCCAGCAGAGCAUUGCCCAACAUGUUGUACCUGCCAGCUUGUCUUCUGAUAGGGCAUCCUGGUGCCAUCUCUUCUCCAGUACACAGGGCCUGACCCCAGUGAGUCUCCCAUGUCACGAUAUGACAGGAAGCAGCCCACCCGGAACCACCAGUCCAAUCCCUGCUGCCUGUGCUGGUGUUGCUGCUGCAGCUGUUCCUGGAAUGAAGAUCGGAACAGACGCCGGAGAUUAUCACGAGACACCAAGCUGGAGGCUGUACCUCACUGCGAGGUGUGCUCAAAACCAUCUUCAGAAGAGAUCUACAGCUGGUCUCAUUCAUUCGAGAAGCUGAUGAAGAAUCCAGCCGGUCGCAACGUGUUUCGGGAGUUUCUCCGCACGGAGUACAGCGAGGAGAAUAUGCUGUUUUGGCUGGCAUGUGAGGAGCUGAAAAAAGACAACAGCAAGCACAACAUUGAGGAGAAGGCGCGCAUGAUCUACGAGGAUUAUGUCUCCAUCCUGUCUCCAAAAGAGGUCAGCCUGGAUUCUCGGGUCAGGGAGGUGAUAAACAGACGGAUGCAGGAGCCCUCCACUCACACGUUUGAUGACGCUCAGUUGCAGAUUUACACCCUGAUGCACAGAGACUCCUAUCCACGAUUCCUCAACUCGGGCAUUUACAAAUCCCUACUGCAGAACAUUUCACGCUCCAGUUCGGAGUCGUAGGUCCCAAGCGCUCCAGGGGCUGCAGAGACAACAUUUUAUACAAGCUGUUGGGAGCAAGAAGAGGAUGUUAGAGGGGCAGACUUCCUCCAGUCACUUUACCAGCGCCAUCUUGCCUCAGAGUACGGAGUGACAUGGAGCCUCCGCUCCCACAGCUUGGAGAGAUAUGAAUGCCGCCUUCACCUCACACCUCUCCCGACCUCCCUCCCCCCCUCUGCUCACUGUAGAUUGUGCAGGAAGACAUAAGGGUUUUAGGUACUGUAUGGGGGGAGCUUACCUCAGGACGUAAAUACUACUGAACUCCCCAGGGGGGUCCUGAGAGGACAAGAGUCCCAAUAUUUCAUAUAUUGAUGCCUUUCUUGACGGGAAGGGCUAAGCAAUGGAGCUUGGGAAAGGGGAGGGUUAAUGUGUUUUAUGAGCUCCGGCCUUUGCAUUUUUAAUACUGGAAGGAAUGUAGAUGAUGAACUGCCCCGGCACCCCCUCCUUGUACAGUGUCUGCAAUGUCAGAGAGUUAUUUAAAGGGGGAGGUACGAUUUUAUUCAAUUAUUGGGGAUUCCUGAGAGGUUUGAUUUUACAUUUCUGAAUGCGGGGGAGGGGAAGGGGGUGUUAGGUUCAUUCCAGUGUGGUGGACAUUUGGGGAGGGUGGGAUAAAUUCUCCUGCUUUUAAUGCAUAUACAUUAUAUUACACAUGAUAUGAUUGCCAACAUCAUGCAAAGAGGGAGGGGGCGUCUGUUUACAGUGUGGAAAUGAUAAAGCCCCCACCCCCCAUGUAAAACUGAUACUUUGCCCAUUUGUGGAGAGAGCGGAAUCGGCCUCUAUGGAACAUUUCAAUGGGGUUUGUAUCAGGUUUGGGGGGGAGGAGGGUUAUUGUCUCCCCCUACUGGCCAAAACUUCCUGAAGCUACCAAAUACUCCAGCACUCCUCGAGCAGAUGUGAUGUCACCGUCUAACAGUGUUACUUUUCUUUCAACACCUCCAUGAAAAUUUUAAGACUUUUUAUAAAAUUAUAUGUGCAAAUAUAUAUUAUAUCUAUAUAAUGUGAUGUGGCGAAUGUUUUAUAUAAGCCUUUGUUGUGUAAUCCUUAAUAGCAGCAGUCUCCAGCUAUUGUGAGACUACAGGUCCCAGCAUGUCCUGACAACCUGGAGAGGCACAUUGUUUUUCAUGAACAUGUUA